Molecule: messenger RNA, 8470 nt
Organism: Mugil cephalus (flathead mullet)
Lineage: Eukaryota; Metazoa; Chordata; Actinopteri; Mugiliformes; Mugilidae
Gene: rc3h2
Product: ring finger and CCCH-type domains 2
Exons: 20
Coding region: 542-4000 (1152 amino acids)
Molecular function (GO): metal ion binding
Source: RefSeq, a predicted model, not a curated record
CCCUUGGACGCCGUUAACGAAAUCUCGGCCGGGGGGGCGGGUGGGAGGGGGUGGGGAGGCUGAUGCGAGACGCGUCGCCGCGAGGCGGCUCUCUGCCCUGCGCGGCGCAGCCCGGUGAGGCGCAGUUCAGGCACCAUCACCGGCGGAGCGAUACCACCACCAUCUCCUCUCAGCCUCGGUUUAUCAAGCCGAGGGUGUGUGGCACACUGUACCUGAGCGAGCGUGCAUGUCACAUACUGUUGGAGAGGGGGGGUAGAGGACCAAAACUGGACCAAGCCACCUGUCUCUCAGUGCUCUGAAAUGCGGCGCCGUAUCACCCCCGCGUCAAGAACAAUCUAUCUCCUGCGGUUGUUUUGCAACUGAUGAAGAUUUUCUUUUUUUUUUAUUAUUUUUUGAUGCGUUGUGGAUGAUGUUUAUCCUGGUGCUCCGGUGUAGUGCGUGAGCCACCAUUGGUGCUGGCGAGCAGGUGCUGUUGUCGAGGCCUGUUGACAUGCGUUCCCCCUGAGCUUGGUGGCGCCCCCCUCAGCGGCGUGGUGGCAGGAUGCCAGUGCAGGCGGCCCAGUGGACGGAGUUCCUGUCCUGCCCCAUCUGCUACAAUGAGUUCGACAGCAGCGGCCACCAGCCCAUUAGCCUGGGCUGCUCCCACACGGUGUGCAAGACAUGCCUACACAAACUCCACCGCAAGGCCUGCCCCUUCGAUCAGACGCCCAUCAGCACCGACAUCGACCUGCUGCCGGUCAACUGCGCCCUGCUGCAGCUGGUUGGAGCUCAGGUGCCAGACGUCCAGCCGGUGAGCCUGAGCAGCGCAGCGGAGGUUGAGCACUAUGAGGUGUGCAGGGUGUGCGUAGAAGAGCUGGCUCUCUACCUGAAGCCUAUCAGCGGAGCCAAAGGUGUGGCGACCCUGAGUCCGAGCGUGCUCAGCCGGCCCAUGCAGAGGAAGCUGGUGACCUUGGUGAACUGCCAGCUGGUGGAGGAGGAAGGGCGCGUGCGGGCGGUGCGAGCGGGCCGCUCCCUCGGCGAGCGCACGGUCACCGAGCUCAUCCUGCAGCACCAGAACCCCCAGCAGCUCUCCGCCAACCUCUGGGCGGCGGUGAGGGCGCGCGGCUGCCAGUUUCUGGGACCCGCUAUGCAAGAAGAUGCGCUGAAGCUGGUUUUGCUGGCUCUGGAGGACGGUUCAGCUCUGUCCAGGAAGGUGCUGGUUUUGUUUGUAGUCCAGAAGCUCGAGGCUCGGUUCCCCCAGGCCUCCAAAACCAGCAUAGGCCACGUGGUGCAGCUGCUGUACAGGGCCUCCUGCUUCAAGGUGACUAAGCGCGACGAGGACUCAUCUCUGAUGCAGCUGAAGGAGGAGUUCCGCACGUACGAGGCUCUGAGGAGAGAGCACGAUGCUCAGAUCGUCCACAUCGCCAUGGAGGCGGGCCUGCGCAUCUCACCUGAGCAGUGGUCUUCUCUGUUGUAUGGAGACCUGGUCCACAAGUCCCACAUGCAGUCCAUCAUAGACAAGUUGCAGUCUCCGGAGUCGUUUGCGAAGAGCGUUCAAGAGCUCACCAUUGUUCUUCAGAGGACUGGUGAUCCUGCUAACCUCACAAGCCUUAGACCACACCUCGAGCUACUCGCCAACAUUGACCAUAAUCCAGAUGCCCCCACGCCAUCCUGGGAGGAGCUGGAAAGUGUGAUGCUGGCUGUAAAGUUGGUGGUUCACGGACUGGUGGAAUUCAUACAGAACUUCAGCAAGAAGAGCCACGAAACUCCACAGCCUCAGGCCAACAGCAAGUACAAGACCAGCAUGUGCCGAGAUCUUCGUCAGCAGGGAGGCUGUCCCAGAGGAACCAACUGUACAUUUGCACACACUCAAGAUGAGCUGGAGAAAUUUAGACUGAAGAACAAGAAGAGCAGCAGCGUGGCCCGUGCCUUCAAUUUAGCCCCCGGUGUCAUGAACAAAACCUUCACCAUGGAGGGCAACAUCGGCGCUGACGUGUCUGCGGCGGUGGGGCAGUCCCUCAAAGGCGGGGGGGAGAACGCGGCCUCCAUGACAGAGGGAGUUCCAGUCUUGACUCACCCUCAGCUCAUCUCCAGGGGCGCUGACAUGAUGGAGGAAAUGAUGGCGCCGAACGGAACCAGUGGGGCUAAUGGGUGCGGGAGGUUAUCUGGCACCAACAGGAGCUCAUCGGGGUCAAUCGAACAGAAGCCCGUCUCUCCUCCCAGGACUCCAGUGAGCCACUCCUCAGCGUCUUCUCCUUUGACCACAGUUGGGCGGGCUGAUGGUGGCGCCCCCAUGCCCAAACAUGGUCAGUUCAUCCUGCGUGCACCGCAUCCUUCUCAGGCGUCAGAGCUGUACUACCAGGAGCCUCAUUCUGCAUACGACACGGCCCACUAUCCACCAACCUCAGGUUCCUACUACCCGUCAACUCUCCAUCCUCCUCACAAACCUUGUAUGGCUCGAUUCCUCCGAUCGUCCAACGUCCCGGAGUCCUCUCUGCCGCCCUCCAUGGGCCCUCCGCCAUCCUCUUACCCAAGCGACCCGCAAACGCCACACCCGCCUUCUUCCUCCUCGUCGGGUUACCCGCCACACCCGCCGCCCAGAGAUCGGAUGGGACCACCCGCCUUCCACCCCCACCCGGGGCAGACUCAGUACGGGCCCUUGGCUCCGGCUCACGGCGUUUACGCUCCGCUCUAUGACAGCAGGAGAGUAUGGAGGCCCCAGCUGUACCACAGAGAGGACGCCAGGAGUAACUCACUGCCUCCAGAGGUGCUGCAUUCCUCUGUCUACCAGCCUCCACUCAGGGAGAGAUUCAACUCUCUAGACAGCAACUACUGCUCUGGAGCGGAGCACCGCGCAGGGCUGCACAGGGACUACGGACGUGUUCCUCUGGGCUACGAGGAUCUGUUCAGGAGGAAGCAGGAACAGUGGGCACAUCAUCACCACCAUCACAGUGCCAACAGGCCCUCCCAGUCUUCCCCCAUCUUCACCAUCGAUUUUGGAGCAGAGCAUGUGGAAAGCAGUGGAGGUCAGUGUGUGGGGUGCAGGUUCCGAGGCGAGGAAAGCUUAGCGCACUACUCUCCGUGGUCCUGUGGCACCAUCGGCCCCUGCCUGAGCCCCUUCGAGCCUGAAACACGCGCACACACAUCGGCCCACUCCUGCUCGGAGCACUCGGAGCUGGACAACAGCGAAGGGGGCGGCGUUAGCGGUGGUGGCGUCGGGAAGCGGUGGCUGCACUCGCUGGAUCACUACCGGCGCCUGAAAGACGAGGACCCCAUCAUUCCCUUCAGCGAGGGGCCCAUUAUCUCCAAGUGGGGCGCCAUUUCCAGGGCGUCCCGCACAGGCUACCACACCACUGACCCUGUUCAAGCCACGGCCUGCCAGGGCAGCGCAAGCACCACGCCCAUCAACUUCAAAGAUUACAACCCCCACUUGGAUCAUGGUGACUACAGGUGGAGCUCCAGAGGAUCAGACUCUUCCAGUCACUCCAGUUUCCUGGAGAGUGAGCAGCUUUGUGCAUCAGAGCUGCACGGCCGUCGCACUUCAUUAAGCAGCGGAGAGAAGAUUGUGUCUGACCUGCACGCCCAUCAGACCGCCUUUGGCCAGGAUCGGGACCGGGCCGAGAGCGAGCCGGACCCGGGCCGAGACAUCGAGCUUGAACUGCGUGCUCUGGACAUGGAGGAUUCAGACCACCAGGAUGUUAAGUCUCAGGAGUCUUUAGAUCUGGCCGCCCCACAGUCUCAGGAUGCCUCCCACCUCCUCCCACCUCCCUGCUCGUCUCCCCUCCUCUCAUCCCCCGUGGAGGAGCGACCCCAAACUGACAGUCUUUCCACUGAAAAGAUAGAUGCCCACCUGCUGAAAAAGAUGGCCUUCAGGAGGUCUCUGUCUCCGGGUGGGCUGGUCUCAGGCGGCCUGGGCAUCGGGAAGCUGGUGCUGCGGACCGGACCUCCCCGUCCGGGCAAUUCUUCCACCCGGGCUUGUCCUGAAACGCCCAGCACAGAGAUGCUGAUCAACGGAAGCUAAGGGGCCACGAAAACAGACACUGAGCUGAGUCACGUGCCCACAACCACUUCAUGGUUAAAGGGAAUACCGUUUAGGGCAUCCCAUUUACUUCCAGCCUUUGUAUACAGUAUGUCAAUCAUAUGCCUAAAUAAAACUUGCCACACCACACUGCAAGGGGCAACAGAAAACACACUGUAAGUUGUGGUUUCACCAGUGUAUAGCUCUGCGGAGGUUUUAGUGCUAUAACCGUCAGUGGCUGUCGAGUUAGAUAACCGAACACGUCCAAUGUUUUUCAGUUUCUUGAUCACAGUUGCGUGGAGAAUUUUUCCUAAGUCACUUAAAAUGGUUUAGAUUUGUUGCCCGUAGCGACAGCCUAUUGGUAACAAUGGUAACAAUAUGCAGAUUUUCUUCAGUUACGCCAUUUUAUUACACUUCACUUCAGGAUUUCUGUCUCGUAAUACUUUCAUUUCCUUCUGAUCUCUAUUUUUUUCACCCAUAUGUAGCCUCCGUUAACUGCUGGAGCUCAGAAACCCCCCCCGUGCUGAAUUUACAUUUGGGCACCCGAGAAACUAAACAAAAGUCACACGCUGCAGUAAAUUAGCCAUUUAUUUAUUUCUACCCCACACUUGUGUUACUCUGUAGUUUGCUGUGUCUAAUUGCAUUCUAGCCUGUGCCUUGUUUCCCUUUAAAGCAAACUGAUUUAUUAUGAAGGACCACGCAGCUAUUUAAAACCUACAUACCCUUAUAAAAUAAAAAAGAAUUAUUUCUCUUUACAUGUAUAUCUCUGAGCAGCCUUACAUGGAAAAUUACUUCAGAGCUCUCAUUGACAUUUCAUUUUUAAUGUAUUCCCUGACAUAUCAAGAAAGAGACGUUACUGAUAAUGCUGAGACCAAAAAAAAAAAAAAAAAAAGGGCAGGGUCGUCCAUCCCUCUGAGAAAAUGAAAGAACUGUAGAGGCCUUUCAUUUGCUGAUAAGUGAAGCGAGCCUCUGUUUUAUUGAGUCAUACGAUCUUUUAAGCGUUGACCUCUGGAACGCAUCGCGUCUAAUGGGAUCUCAGAACACGAUCGCACAGUCAUGAACUGAAUUUGUAAGUGAUAAUUGAUCACUGGAGGUCAGUAAUCUGUGUUAGGAACCUUUAACAUCUAUUAUUCUGCAUGCAUAAAGAACUGAGAGCUUUUUCGCGGAGGAGAAGAAUUUAGUAGAUUUAGUAGAAGAAGAACUCCUAAUUAAUCUUAAAAAUCUAUUUUGACAUCUUUGUGGGCCUGUAGAGGCGCAUAAAACUAACCCCGCUCAUAGCAAGCUGAAAACCGUCUCACAGCACAGCGUGCACAGGCCGCCAUUCACACACAAACCUGCAAUACGGUGAAAUUCCGGCUGUGUCCUAUAAAACAGACAACUGGCCUCUACAAUUAACUUUUAUUCCUUUCUCAGAGGUAGACUUUAAACUCAUUUGAGUUACUGAACACUGGAAAUCAUGUCUUUGUGAUCCCGUGCUUUCCCGGUCCCGUCACAUUUAUGUGCCACUAUGCGCAAGCAGUAUUCCCCGGCUGUGCGUAUGACGUGUAAAGGUGAAGCCUACAAAAGAGGAGGGCACCGCUUCUUGUGUUUAUUCACGCUGAGUCUUUGUUUAACUGUUUUUUUUUGUUCUGUUUUAUUUUAUGCAUUGCUAACUUCUGUGAAGUUGUCUGUGGGGGUAUUUUGUAUCAGGAUCUUUGUUGCUCUUCUUUGUUACAUUUCACGUCGCAUCAGUAGACAGGACCGACGGUGCUGUCUUAUGCGCGUCUGUGCCGGCUGAGCGUCAGAUGCACUGUGAUCUGCCGAAGUCUGCUUCGCUGUAGCUUUGUUUAGUGUGGGUGGUUUUCAUACAGAUCUGCUGUGCCUCACUCUGUUAUAUAGGCAUGAGGCAUCACGGCCAAGUUUGAUUUUUAAUAAAUAGCACGAAAAAACAUGAACCCGUCCAAGGCUUUGCUCAGACUGCGGGCGAAUUUAGACCAGAUUGAUCAGAUCCAGAUUAAACCAACCUAUGUGCACAGGUUGCUGAGGUAACCGCGUACCUACUCAACAUGGCCCCUAAACUGUCUCAUUCCAGUAGCUUCCUAACAGCUUCGCCUGUAUUGAGUAUCCUCCUCAAAGUUACUAUCAGACAGUUUACAUCAGCUCCUCUGCGCAGACCUCUUCUUCGUGUUGUUGCAAAAUUGCUUUUUAAAUCACCUCCAAAUCUGGUUUCAAUCAAGUUUGAAAAUUAAUCUGGAUAUGGUCAAGACUAGUCUUGGCUAGCAGUCCGAACAAGGCCUUAGAUAAACAGGAUAUAAAGUAAUGACACCUCCUAAACGUGUUUACACCUAAUUCUAAAUUUAACAAGACUUAAGGUAUGUGACAACGAGACGAGGAGGGGUAACUAAUAUGGGUCUUUCAAGCAGCCCUUGUCAUUUCCCUCUCAUCUCAGCUGCUGUUUGUUAAAAAUAAAAUUUAAAAAAACCCGAGAGGAAAACAUCAGCGUCUUUCCUCGCAGAUUAUUACACAUAGUUCUAUUUUACAGGAUGGUGUAUUGAGUUUAAAAUUAAAACUUUUUUCUUUUUUUUUUUUUUAACCAAAAUGAAAAGUGGCUCUGUGACCAUUUUCAUUCUUCCACCAAACUGCUCAGAGAAGCAGGCGGAGACAUGAAAGGACUGGAACGGACGAUUCGUCGUGACUCGACGCGGCGACGCGCUUUUGAAAAACGUUCUGUUGACAAUUAAGAGGCAAGGGCCGACGCAGGGAUUUGCUGAAGCUGCUCCCGGUCACUAAAUUAGCUCAGCUACCUACUGUCACUCUGCAUCUGUUUACAACUUCACCUUGGAGGUCAUGUGACGUUAAGUGCCGUGUUGUGUACAGUACAAUCAAUCCCCUUUCCCUGCAGCUUUUUCCUCUUCAUCACACGUAAACCAUGUGAGGAAUACUAAUACUUCUCCUGUAGUUCCGCUUUGCUCCAUUAGAGGAGGCUAAACCCUUGUCUGUGUGAAUUGCUCAGGGAAGACUUAAUUUGCUCGGCUGCUUUCGGCUUUUUCAUCGUUUUUAAUGAUCGGUGAAAGAAUUUACUUCACUCAGUGACAACUGCCCCUCUCUCCCAGAUGUGUAAAUGGGUUCAAGUGUGAAACACACUGAUUAUAUUAUUUGCCAAUGUUUACUUUGCGAGUGUUUUCUUUUGCCUCUCGGUAUCAGUAUUGGCUCUGCUAUUUGUGUUCUUAAGAGAAAGGGCUGGGCACUACUGCGUGUAAAAAUAAAAAACUAACAGAAAAAUUAAAAAAAAAAACAGUAUUGUGAGUAUUGAUCUACUGUCAAAGUGAUACUGCUGUAGUGGCUAAUUGCACUGCACUAAUUCCCACCCCCAUCACUGCCAGUGGGUGCCGGAGUACGCCCCUCAACCACUUUCCUCCACCCCCACCGUCUCUGUUCUCCCUGCAUCCCGCGUCAUGCAUGCAAUAUAGUUCCCUCUUGUGAUGGCGGAGGAGUAAUGACGAUUCUGUAGUUGUGAUACAACACACCCAGCGCUGUAAGAGUUCUGCACAUGCCCACUGUGUGGCCACGUCAAGUGCUGAAGUCUGCUUGCAGCAUUUUUAUUGCUUGCUCAUGAAAAUGACUUAUUGUUUAACAGCGAUUAUAUUAUCAUUAUUAUUAUUGUUAACCACAUUUGAUCGUCGUCGUGGUAUUGUUUCCUUUUCGGUAUAUAUUCUGCUUCUUUGUUUUGAAUUUGAGAGUUUGCUGGAAUUUUUUUGUUUUUUUGUUUUUUUUUAUUAGACGAGGAAGUGUCUCAAUAUUCUUUAUUGUUUGGAAAAAACAACAAAAAAAAAACAACCUGUUCGUUGAUUGUGAAACAUGAUGAACUGAUGUUUUCUGACUAUUCAUGUCUGUAUUAGACAUUUUAUUUGCGAAUCUAUUGUUCGAUUGAAAUGUAAAUGAACUACUAUGAGAUGGUACGCAUCCGUCAUUGUAUACAGUCUGGCACCAUCAUUAGAUGGACUUACAGUAUAGACGCUCAUUUAUACGACCUGUGCUGAUCAGAUAUAUUUAAAUGUUUAAAUCGUUGGGGCAGUUGUGUAAUGUUUCGGAAUGAGGAAAAUACACUCCUUGAGAGACAGCGUAUUUAAAAUGUCCCCAAGAUGAAUAAUACUGUUACGUAUUCCAUUUAUUUCCUUGGAAAUAUCGCAUUGUGAAAGGUUUCCCUUUUACUUACUGUACGGUAAUGCAGGACUGGAGUUUAAGUCUAACCUAUGGUGAUGAUUAUGUGCUAUUCAUAAUUGAUAUAUAAAAAAAAACAGUUUGAGUUUUGUUUCACUGACUGACUGAUUCUUCUGUGCAUUUUCUAGCUUGUUUAACUGUUUAACACUGACCCACAGACAGCUCGGCCGAGCAGCGUACUUGCUUCUGUGUUGCACUGAGAGAUGGUAGUUAAGAAAAAGGAGGAUUUCAGCACAUGAAAUUGCAUGCUAUAAUAAACCAACAACAGUAGUA